This is a messenger RNA of Engraulis encrasicolus (European anchovy), 5837 nucleotides long. RefSeq names its product cordon-bleu WH2 repeat protein-like 1b (gene cobll1b). Gene Ontology annotation, molecular function: actin monomer binding. The transcript is spliced from 14 exons. NCBI's taxonomy places the organism in Eukaryota, Metazoa, Chordata, Actinopteri, Clupeiformes, Engraulidae. The coding region runs from base 1339 to 5076 and encodes 1245 amino acids. The record is from RefSeq and is a predicted model, not a curated record.
ACCAGUCGUAUUCCAUCCAAGAAGGUAGCCUAGAAUCUUGACCUGAAACUUGCGCACAUGGGGUUUAAUAGAUACCAAAUGUUUUUGAAUGGAUAAGGGACUAAUGGUGAUUGAUGUUGUGCAGAUAAAUGAUUCAGUGACAGUUGUCACAUUCCUCUACUGUUCUACUCUAACGUCUGAGUGCUUGACAGCUGGAAAUACCCCUUCUCUUCAUUAGUAGCCUAAGCUGUUCAUUUUGCCCAUUUGUCUUCACUGAAGCUCUAGGACAAAUAAAUACGAAUCACUGCAAGCCCGUCAGUUUUCUCUAAAUGACAAGACCCCUUUACAUCAGGCUCUGUUUCCCCCCUUUAUGCAUGUGUUAAUUAAGGACAGGACUGGAGGAGACAAGAUCAUCUCUUUCAAAAGAAGAUUGUAAUGUGGUGACACAAUCAGAAUUCUGGAGAAAAGGGUGUAGCUAACUCAGCUGGGCUGGCUGUCAGACUGUGGGAACUUUUUUUGUUUAAACUUCAUCAAUCAGUGGAAAUAAAGAGCCAUAUCUCCCAGGUAAUGAAUUAUCUACAAGUUUUUUCCCCACAUAUGUUGAACUCCUUAACACAGCUGGAUGUCACGUGUUGGGUGGAGGUCGCACGGUGUUUGGCUCUGGUUAAGUAGCCAGCGCCACUUCUUCUCCUUCUGAGCCGCAUUCUCUAAUAGAGUUUUUAGGGGCAAUUAAAGUCAUAGUUGUCUCAGACAUUGCCGUGACCUCUGAACCUCAGCUCAUUUCCUGCCGCCAUCUCCAGCAGCACUGAGAGAGAGAGCCGAGACCACAUGUUGGGGUCAUGGGAAAUGCUGUUUGGGGGAGAAAAAAACAAAUAGAGCAACAUGCUCAGUGCACACUGGUCAAGCCCAUGCACAGUCAGGAAAUGGCAGUGCUGUAUGUCUGCAAUGCAUGCAGAGCGGCAAGAUCGCACACGAGUUUUAGUCUGAACUGAAGAGCGUCUUUGUCAGCAAGCCCUUUCCUGCACUUCAGCAAAUGCCAAGUACUAACAUGGUGGAAUCACUACCAAUUUGUCUGAUGGUAUUCUCUUCAUGGUUGCCAACAGAGUCUCUCAGCCAUGAAUGGAUGGCAAUUUGAGAGAGACAUCAAAAGAGGAGCUGCCGUUGGAAUCGGUUGUCCAGGCCAUUGGGGGCCCAACAUUUUUGGAAAUUUGGGCCCUCAAACUCUGAAGUGAAAUGACGCGAUUCUCCUGAAGACGAUCGUCGAAGAGCAAAGCCCCGCCGCCUCCGCCAGUCGCGAAAGGGCUUGAUGGUCCGCCGCCCUCCCCCACUUCUCCAGGCUACCAGCGCGCCUCCAGCCCCAUGGACCCGCAGCAGCAGCAGGAGAACCCUCUGCAGCGUGAGCUGACCCUGCUGGUGGUGCUGCCCGACGGCACGGAGAAGACCAUGCUCGCCCACGGCAGCAAGCCCAUGAUGGACCUGUUAGUGACGCUGUGUGCUCAGCACCACCUGAACCCGUCGGGACACACCAUCGAGCUGGUCUCCAAGAACCGCAACCACAUCAAGUUCAAGCCCAACGCUUUGAUUGGGGCCCUGGAGGCCGAGAAGAUCCUGCUGAAGCCCAAGGGGCUAGAGGAGAAGCAGAGGAGAGCGGGGCCUCACAUGCCGGAGGCUACCGUGCGCCUGGUGAUAAACUACAGGAAGACGCAGAAGACCAUUCUCCGAGUCAGCCCCAAGAUCCCGCUAACCGAGCUGCUCCCGGCCAUCAGCGAGAAAUGUGAAUUCGACGUGUCGACGACAAUCCUGCUCAGAAACGUUCAGUCCGAUGAUCCAUUGGACCUAACUCGCACCCUCAACGAUCUAGGUAUCCGGGAGGUCUACGCAAGAGACACAAAAGUGACCAGCCCAGUCGUCGAACUCCCGCCCUCACCCACACAUCAUUGCCAAGAUGCACUUUGUCUGCCGUCCAGGAAGGACAAGAGCCAGAAAGAAAAGGAGAAUAAGGAGAACAAAGGACUCUUCAGCCUCUUUAGGAGGAGUCGGAAGAAGUCAGAUCAGCCAAUGACGGCAAGCGCUCCGGCGUCCCCCAUCCUGAGGAGGCAGCGGCCGGUCAGUAUGUGUGCCCUGCCGUCGCACACGUCCAGCUACAGCUCCAACACCAUGCCGUCCGACGGGCCAAAGAAGCGCCGGGCGCCCCUGCCCCCCACCCUGUGCUCCCCGGAAGCCACCUCUCUCCCCGGGGCCAACGCGGAGGCCGGGCCCCCCUCUCCCAGCCAGGGGGGGCAGGCAGACGGCCACCACCACCAGGCUGUGAGUCGAACGUCCUCCGCCGAGUCUUCACUGCGGAGAACCAAGCGGAAGGCUCCUCCACCCCCCACAGCCAGCGUGACCGCCCCCUGCACCCCUACGCCCUCCCUGGCAGAGGAGGACGCAGCAGAGGAGAGCAGCGUGACAGGAAUUCCUCUGCCGGCCACACUAGAGAACAUUCGGGAACAGGAGGAGUCCCCACCGCCGCCAUCGUCAUCCUCCGUUCCCGCUCCCUCUCAGGAAGAGGAGCCCUGCGACGGUAAAAUGCCAGCGGAGGCAGGAGAGGAGGAGUCAGACCCUCCUGGUCCCAAGCCCUCCUCUAACGGCCAGGGGGGAGACGACAGCAGCAGCAGCCUCAACCUGUCCAUAUCGCUGGAUGAUUCGAUGCGGGCUGAGGCGUCCUCGCUCUCCCACCAUGAAGCAGACAUGCACAGCCUUUCAGACAAGGACACGGAGGAAGAUCAGUCGUGUGAUCUGUCCUCUCAUGGCAACCUGCCAAGGAGCGUGACGAGCAGUGAAGAGAAUGCUGUUACGACACACAGUGGAGAGGCACAGGUUUCCCUCGAGAGGGAAGAUGAUGACCUUUCAGGCAGUGCCACAAGUCCUGUCUCACCGACUCAGGAGGCCACAGCUCCCGAAGACCUCCUCGAAAUCCCCACAGACCCAAUGUCCUCUCCUCAGGCUGAACACCCUCCGUCUCCACCCUCUACUAACGACACAAAGCCUCCCACCGUUGCAGAGGACACGGUAUCGGAAAAUGCACCAGAGCAGGUAGCAGGCAGCCAAUUAGCCAGCUCUCAGGCAGAGGUGAGUGUCUCGUCUUCCCUGGAGAUCCUGGCCUCUACUCCCAUGGCUGCCUCCACACCAGAGCCAGAGCCAGAGGCUGAGUCAGAACUACAGCUCACGCCCAGCCCAACACCGUCAGCCGGGCCGAAGAAAGACACAGCCACGUCCACUGAGGAACUCAACAGCCUAGAGGCUGCAUCCCCUGUGCCUGAUCGUCUAACACCCAGCCCAACACCUUCCCCGGAGGUUGUAUCAGCCCCUGCCCCUGCCCCUGCUGUGGCUCCCAGCCAGGCCCAGGCCCCUCUUGCCGCACCCAGAGGAGGCCUUGUGUACGCCGCCGAAUCCAAGCCCAAGCCAAAGCCCUCCAACGAGGUGACCCGCGAGUACAUCCCCAAGGUGGGCAUGACCACCUACACCAUCGUGCCUCAGAAGUCCCUGGAGAAGCUGCGCUACUUCGAGGUGGAGGUGACACUGGAGUCGCCGCCGUCAUCACCACCAGCCGAUGACGCCAAGGCCCCUGAGACCAAAGCCGUGGCCCCAGAGGCGGAGGUCAGCGCGGGUCCCUCCGAGGCCACAUGUGGCUCGGCGGAGGCCGAGACGACUCAGCAUGAGUCUGCGACCACAUCCCCGCCUGCGGAGGCCUGGCCUGCGGCCCCACCCGAGGCUGAGCUCGCGCUCAGGAAUGGGGCGGCUGAGUCAAUCGGCGACUCAAUGGCUGAGUAUGUGGUUCCUGUUCCUCCUCCCACACAGACACAGACAUUGACCUCAGCAGCAACAGCAGCAGCAGCAGCGGUGGUGGAUGGUGAAAUCCCCGGCAGCGGGACUGAAGGAGGAAGCACGCAGGAGUCUGGCCCGGUCCUUUCUCCAGUGUCGGCGACGGCCGCCGCAACGGUAGCAGCGGCGGUGGCGGCGGCGGCAGCCAUAGCUGCCGAGGUCAAGGAGAAGAAGGUUCCACCCGCAACUAAGCCCAAACCUGCCUCUUUCCGCUUGCCACAGCACAAAAGAACACCUGGGUAUUACGUAACCUCGGCCGCGGUGAAGGCUGCCAGCGGCAGCACCGGCGGCGGCCACAAGGAGGCCACAGGGGGCCAACACAAGGAGCAGACACUGGCAGCAGCCCCUCAGGCACCCUUGCAGGAGGCAGAGGAGGAGGGGGAGGAGGAGCCGGGGGAGCAGAAGGGAACGUUGCUCCCUCCACCACCACCACCACCUCCUCAAGAAGAGGAGAGACAGCAGGAGCAGGCGGUUGAGAGUGUUGCUGCAACACAGCAGAUCCAGGCUCCAGAGGACACCCGGCUAAGCCCCAGCCCAAGCCCAACCCCCAGCCUGAGCACCACCGGCUCGGUCCUCAGCUCCAGCCCCAUCCCCAGUCUCAGCUCGCUACCCAGCCCCAGCCCGGGCCUCAGCCCCAGCCCCAUUCCCAGCGGGAGCCCGGCCCUGAGCCCCACUCCCAGCCCUGCGAUCAGCCCGGCCGCCACACUGAUGAGGCAGGGCAGCCUGCCCGCCGGCAAGAGCCAGCCUCCCUCGCCCGGCCUCAGUCUAGAGAAGCUGCGCAGCUUCGCGGCGCCCAAGCCCUACUCCCCGUCCACGCCCUCCCGCUUCGCCCAGGCCGUGUCCUCGGCCGUCAAAAAGAGCCAGCCACUGCCACCAGGGGUGGGGACCGGGGGUCACAAGCACCCACUCGCAGGUCACAGCCCCAUCAGGGACCUGACAGAGCCCCUAAAGAAGAACACGAUGACAGACAAUGGGGACAAGUGCCCAGGUGUGUCAGGGCCAGAGGAGGGCUCGGUGACUGCUGUCUCCACCACCGCCACCACCACCGUCCCCACUGGGACCUCGGGAGCGGAUCCCACCCGCAGCGAAGAGCCCGCAGCGACGGCACCAGAGAUCCAUGGAAACGGGGCAGCAGAGCCCAGCGAUCAUCUGGCAGCAGUGGCAGGAGUUCCUCCCUCGGUGACGGAAGCGCUGCAGAGUUCGGGCGAGAUGCGAGCGCUACACGAGGAGUAGAUGCGUAGGCGGAGUGAGGAGGGAGUGUGGAUGAUGGUGCUGUAUAAGAGGGGGGGGGGGAGGNAGCGUGAUGAGAGGGAGGGGUGGUUGUCAGUGGGCUGACACGCCCCGUUGCAGUGGCAUCCUGUUGAGUCUUUUGGAUCCUGAUGUUAAGAUAUUUACUUUCUUUUUAUUUGAUUUUUUUGCAGCGAGUUUGGUUUUUACUGUUCAACAUCUUCAACACAUAAUUAUCGCAGUAAACUGUACAAGUUUGGUGCACAUGUAAGAUUGAGAAAAGACAAACUUGAGAGGGGUUGCUAUGAAUUCUGAAUUUUGUAAUGUGUAAACAUGUGCACAAUGGUUUCUUUUUUAUGAGGUUUUUUGCCUUUUAAAUUAUUAGUCAUAGAAUAAAGAUGUAAUUAUAUACCAGUGAGAAAAAUGGUACUUCUCAAAACUGUCUCCCUCAGUCCAUUUUGUACUUGUCUGGUUAACUAAGCUGUGCCCUGAAGACACUGGUAUAAUCUAUAUUGCUCGGGAUUUAAAACUGCUGUAAGAACUUAAUUUGUCUUUCUCUUGUAUAUUAAAAUAUCCUAUGAAACAGUGAAUGUUGUAUUUCUUUUCUUCGUUUUUUUUCAUUGAUGACACAUGAUACCUUGUAGUUGCUCAAAGCUGUAAUAACCUACCCAAUUGAAUACUUUCAGUCUCGGCACAAUUGCAGUUUAAGAGCAUCUUGUACAUUGUCUUCUUGGGAGCAGGUGUGUGUUAUGUUAUGUUAUGCGCAG